AUGGCCUCGCGCGAGAGCAACCCAUUACGUCCGUAUUACGUCCCUCCUAUUGGGCUUUCUCCCACAGAGAGCGUCAACGCUUCCUCUGCUGCUCACAUCGCCUCUCAUGCCUCGUCAAGAACAAUAAUAGGCGGAUCAGCGAGGGAUCUACUGUCGGAUUUGGAUUAUAGCGAUUAUCUAGAUGCAUCGCCGUCGGUGUCGGAUUGGUUCAGAGAGCUGCUCGAUCGGGCAGUAUGGAAGUACUCGAGUGCUCUCUUAGCACAACCGUUUGACGUCGCGAAGACUUUACUUCAGAUUUACGUUGUGCCGGGUGAAGAGGAGACGCAGAAUAUUUAUGAAACGCGACGAAGGCAGAGUCAACACUUUCAGGAUGAUACUUCCGAUCAGGAUUCCCAAUCCUCGGACGACGAGAGUCACUACUUCACCAACACUGCACCAACAACACCCUCCCCUUCGACCCCUCGGUCACGCAAAUCUCGCCCUCAAAUCACCGACCGAGCUGGGUACAUCCAGCAGCCUCCUACCCCAACACACCGUCUGCAGAUCAAGAACCCCUCUUCACUGAUGGAAGUCAUCUCACGCCUAUGGACGACAAGCGGACCGACAUCAGUAUGGAAGGCUACGAAUGCGACAUUCAUGUACUCGCUCCUUCUACCUACGCUCAACUCCUUUCUUCGAAGUCUCCUGUCUGCGAUUAUCGGUCUGCCGGAAAUCGGCGGCACGUCGUCGCUUACUGAAGACAUCUUGACCGUGUCUUCGCCGGCUGCUACACUAAUUAUUACGUUUAUUGCCUCUGCGCUGUCAUCGAUCAUCCUCGCCCCUCUCGACACAGCACGUACAUUUCUUAUCGCAACUCCGCUCACACACGGUCCUCGAUCCCUGUUCCGAGCACUACGCCUUCUCCCAACUCCGAAUUAUACGAUACCCACUCACCUCGUUCCGAUUACCGUCCUUCAUUCAAGUUUACCCAGUCUACUUGCCAUGAGCACGCCUUUGUUUCUCAAAAAUUACUUUGCAAUCGAUCCCGUUCUCAAUCCUUCUGCUUGGGGCCUGUUCAGCUUCGUGUCGAGCGGGCUAGAGCUUGCCGUCCGGUUCCCAUUAGAAACAGUAUUGCGACGAGCUCAAAUCGCGACAUUUACCUCACCAGCUCUACGUCAACGAGCCUAUUCCAGGUCCUCAAAAUCAAAAGCCCUGGCCAAAACCGAUCUUGACAGUACCGAAAUCGAAACAAUCGUUCCUACGCCAAAGACAUAUCGCGGCAUCAUUGGCACCAUGUGGAGUAUCGUCUACGAAGAAGGGGUAAUGGUAGAGUCAGAGGACGAGGUAUCUCGACUAGUAAGCUCACAAACAGCCCAAAAAAGACGAAGACCCGGCCAGGGCAUCCAGGGUCUCUAUCGUGGUUGGAGAAUGGGUAUGUGGGGGUUGGCAGGUGUAUGGGGAGCAGGCUUCCUGGGAGCUGCGAUGGGGAAUGGUGAGGAUGAGUUUGUGACAUCUACGCCUGGCUUUGAGUAUCGCAAGGGCGGUAUCGCUCGCCCUUUCUGA
Molecule: messenger RNA, 1542 nt
Organism: Talaromyces marneffei
Lineage: Eukaryota; Fungi; Ascomycota; Eurotiomycetes; Eurotiales; Trichocomaceae
Exons: 2
Coding region: 1-1542 (513 amino acids)
Source: RefSeq, a predicted model, not a curated record